AAGCAAGGCAGCAGCGAUCAGUUUUACACCAAUUAAAAGAUAUAAAUUUUAUUACUAACUCAAUAUCUUGCACAAUUAAUUUGGGUUUUUCAGCUAUUUUGUUAAUUUGUUAUAAAUAAUAAUUUUGCGUUGGUCGGUAAGCUGAUUUUUUUUAACUGCAGCCUGAAAUUUAAGUAUUGAUAUAAACAUUUAUACCAAAGUUUUAUUUUAGCAUUUAUUUGCAUAAGCUCGUGAUGAUGAAUUUUAGGUCAUUCUUAUCUUCGUUUGUGUUAGCAGUUAACAAACGCGAUUGUUGCACCUUUUUUAACCAUAAAAAAGUUUGAUUGUUGGAACCACUUCAACUGUCGAUCACUUUCAAACCGUCUUCUGAGCUGCGCAUCAUUUUAGAAAGAAUUUUUUGAGAUGGAAAACGAGAACGCUGCUCCAGUCCGCCCGUUACGGUCGACCGGUCUCAAAGGGAAGGUUGAAAAACUGCUGCGCAGAAAAUGUCGUGCCCCGUCAGUCCAUGAGUUGAAGACGAAGCUUCAAAAAAUGGAUCUCCAGCAAGUCUUGAAGCUCAACGGCCGCCGAGUCAAGACUAGCUCCAACAAGACCAAGCUGGCCGAGGAGGUUGGCGAGCUCCUGACCACCCUAGACAGGCACAACGCGCCCCCGCUGCCCCUGGAGGCCGCUGAGGCUGAGCAGCCAACGUGCGCAGUGUGCAAAGACGCCAAGCCCGACUACGUCUAUAGCCUCUGCGGACAUGCUUGUGUCUGCGGCAGAUGCCGCGUCCUUCUCACAAAUGGACCCCCGCAUAACAGGUUCUCGCUGUGUCCCAUCUGCCGAGAGAAACACAGAGAUGACCUUGUCAGAAGACUCCACAUUUUGUAGUUAGUCUGACCAAGUUCCAGUUUAUACAUACUUUUACAAUAACUGUGCAUUUAAACAUCAUACACAUUACUUUACUUGUUUUUCGUUUUUCUGACCAAUAUGCCCAAAACUACCAUUGGAAAUGUUAUUGAAAUUUCUAAAAUUAUGUAUAUUUUAUUAGGAAUUGAAAGAUCUGCAAACUUUUAAUGCAAAAUCCACAAGUUUUAAUUAAAAUUUAAUAAAAUAGCAUAUUGCUUAUUUUAGAAUGAAAUAUUAAUAGAAAAAUAGUUUCAUCAUAUACAUACAUACAUACAAGAACAUAAUAUAUCCGCAUAUAUCUACAUGUAGAUGUCCCAAAAUGCCAAAAUACAUACAUAAUGUGCCAAAGUGUACUCACAUGCGAUGAAAAUCACGGCAUUUCAGCCAAAACUGUCCAAAUUUCACUUUCCUUUCAAAAAAUACAGCCGGCUUUUCGAACAAACCACUCGUUCACCUUAUUGUUGUUUGUUUACCUUUUUGAACAGCAAUGCAACCAACCAAUCAGAGAAAGUUUCCAAUCGU
Molecule: messenger RNA, 1410 nt
Organism: Neocloeon triangulifer
Lineage: Eukaryota; Metazoa; Arthropoda; Insecta; Ephemeroptera; Baetidae
Product: E3 ubiquitin-protein ligase NEURL1B-like
Exons: 3
Coding region: 403-870 (155 amino acids)
Source: RefSeq, a predicted model, not a curated record